Messenger RNA from Anastrepha obliqua, 5111 nucleotides. It is a transcript of the gene mfr, whose product is annotated as otoferlin. Bases 99 to 5075 code for a protein of 1658 amino acids. Lineage: Eukaryota; Metazoa; Arthropoda; Insecta; Diptera; Tephritidae. Gene Ontology annotation, biological process: plasma membrane organization. The transcript is spliced from 20 exons. The record is from RefSeq and is a predicted model, not a curated record.
CGAAAAAAUAUAAUUUAUCUCUUCGCUUUUAAUUGAAGACUACAGAACUAUAGAAAAUAUAGCCGAAAAGUGUUAAGAAAAGCGAAUUUGGCAUACAAAUGUUACCGAUCGCCCAAAAUGAUUGCUUUCUCAAUAUGAGCCAAGAUUAUCUGAUUUGCACGACAAUACAUAAAGCGCGGCAACUGGGCUUUUUCACUGGCGAGACAUUUGUACGCAUCACACUGGACAAAGCGCAUAGAACGACCAAGUCUUAUGCGCGCUCUGAAAAUCCAUACUACAACGAGUAUUUCGUCUUUGAGCUACGUUGCACUCUAACUGAACUGUUGCGUUUAACGGUCUUGUAUGAGGUGCGAAAACGCAAUGCAUGCAAAAAAACCUUGACCCAUGGCGAACUGCUCAUUGAUCUUCAGAGCGUUUGGAAUCAACCGAAUCGUUGUUACUUCAAAAAAUGGGGUCGUCUUGAGGCCUCUAUAGCGGACAUGUCCAAUAUCACGCCAGGCGUAUGCAAAGGUUAUCUACAGAUUGAUUUGGCAAUUGUCUCACAGAACUCGGAUCCCAACACUGUGCUUAGACCACACGAAGACGCAAUGCUGGAGCUGAAUAAAUGGCAGAUAAAUCAGGACUAUGAUAAUAUCGAGAGAAAUAUGCUACAAAAUGCGGACAACAUGAUGCAGUGCAAUAUCCGUUAUAAUGUCACGCUCUAUAAAGCAGUGCUGACCAAGAAGAGCGACUAUCUCAUACAAUUUAGAUUCCAUCCUUUCAAGGGCAAGACAAAUGUUUGCAAAGCCACAGCUCAACCGGUGUGGAAUCAUUCGGUGUGCUUCUCAUGGACAUUCCCAUCACUAUCGCAGACCUUUGUUGUACAGAUUUUAUCACAUGAGCACCUACAAUGGAAGACUGUCGCAGACUAUGAGAUCCAUUUCGAUGAGAUUGCAUUUAAAGAUAAACCGGCUUUGGGCCCUACAUACGUGCAUUUCUACGAUAUGUCCAAUCCACUGCAAUACCUUGGACGACUUUUAGUGGAGGUCAGCUCGGAGUGUCUACCCACUGGUCCAGCGCGUGAUCUCUUAACAAAGCCCGUUGCACCGUUAGAAGAGAAACGUUGGUGGCAGGAAGAGACAUUCCUAGUGGAGUUUCUACCACUGCAAGGCGACUUUAUGCAUGGAAAUUUUAGUAACUGCCGAAUAUCUAUGAGGCUCGCAGAGAAUUCCUCCAACUAUGUGGAAUGCUAUCUGAAAAGCUAUCCAGGUAAAAUGACCAGCGCUGGCACCAACUUAAAGUAUUUUCGACAAGAAGCGGCUUACAAAGCGGUUUACUUAAGACUCACUAUGCCCGAUAAUCGGUAUAAAUUCGAUAGUGAUUAUUAUAUGCAAGAAAUUUUGGAUCUAAUAGAAUCGGAACUGAAAACAUUCAAACUUUUUCAAAUCAAAUACAUCAACCAAUUCGUACUCCAAGCCAAAUGUUUGAAGGCCAUUAUAAUGAAUUUGCAAAAUAAAUUAAAGGAGGGUGUCGACGAAAAAAGGCUAGAAUACGCUGGUUUCAAAGACACCACCAUGUGGGAUACCAAUCGCUUAGUCUACGUAAAUGCUUUUUUCGAAAGAUUUCCUGAAAAUCUGCGGGCGAUGCGUCAAAAGCUAAAGACUGCGCCCCCCAUGUUAAUAGAAAGCAUCAUCGUGGAAGUUGUAGAUCAAAUGGUUUUACAUUCGAACGAACUAAAGAGCCUUUUGGCCACAACGCGCUUACAGGAUGAAUGGCCCACCCUCUUUAUUAUGAUCACUGUAUCGGGAAAUCGUGAUAUUGCGGUUUGCCGACUCAAUGCGAAAUACUUUUUAAAUGCACCAAAGGACAAAACAGCCAGCCCGAAUAGUUUAUGUUGGCGCAUGCGGAAUUUCAUAUUCAAGGAUAUUCAAUGUCAGCACAGCUGCAUCAAUUGUGGCUGCAAUGUCGGCAUUAUACAAGGCACACUUGGCAUCGUGGUCGAUAGCGAACGUACCGAAUACGUGGCCACCAUCACCAACGAUUGGAAACAGACCGAACUCUACUAUUGGACACCCAUUGUACACUACACCGUUUACAAAUGCCGAAUAUUUAUACAUCAAGCAAAAGUGCGUCCAGGCAGCGAUACAAAUGGGCUUUGUGAUGGCUAUCUACGCGUUAUCUUUGGUUCGCAGUGGGCGCAGACAUCCACAGAAGAGGCCACGCUCUCACCAAUAUGGAAUUGUGUGAUUUGCUUCGACAUGAUUGUGAUGCCCGGCAUCAUGCAAUGGUACUUCAAACAUCCUCCACUUAUAUCUGUGGAGCUGUACGAUCGAGAUCGUGUAACGGCCAAUGACUAUGUUGGUUGUGGUACUGUACAGGUAUCAGUGAUAAGUACGAAAGAUGCGGAUGAUAGCGCACGCGAAGAGCCUGAAAAUAAGCUCAAGCUAAACAAAAUGGUGAAGACGAGAAUCGCUAUGAAGAAAUUUCAUAAACUCAAAGUGUUGUCUCCACCACCGCUCAGCUGGGUGCCGAUUGCUCAGGAUGGCAGUGUAAGAGCGGAGGUGUUGAUGUCUGCAGAGCUCGUGGAGAUACAACAAGAAAUUGGGCAAAUGGAAAUAAUGGAGCCGACCAUCACAAAUGGUAUACCGACGAGUAUAAAACCAAUUAUGAAAAACUUUGUGUUAGAGGUGGUUUUCAUUGGUUUUAGAAAUUAUACAAAGACCACUUUUGGUGGCAGACAUCGGAUAAAAGUCAUGAUGGGUGAUCUGGUGCUAACGAGUGGACUUUCAUCGACGCGUUUGAAGAAUAGCAUUAACUUUUUAGUAAUAUUUGCUUCUGGGGUGGUGAGCCUUCCUGAGCAACUCGAAUAUUGGCCAGCAAUCAUUGCUACAGAUGUAUCCGUUUCGUCGAAGGGUGCCGAAACGACAUUGGGUGCCGUUUUGAUACCUGAUUCAAAACGUUUUCUGCAAUCAGCUAAAUCAGUAAAAUGUAUACCGGCAAUGCCUGGCGACGAAGCUUCAACGAUGCUGCAAAUAGCUGAUAGGGAGGACAAUGAAACUGAACCACUGCUAAAUAAGAGCAAACUAACGCUAUUCCAGCGCACUAUUGGUGUCUUCAAAAAAUCUAAAGAUCCUGCAAGAUUACCACCAAUCGAAAAUAUUGAUCACUUACAAGCAAUCGAUGAAACUCAAUACAGUUGGUGGACAAAAUAUUAUAACUCGAUUUAUUCAUAUCAGGAAACCGGUGAUUUUUCUCAUCUAUACAAGCAUAGCUUGGUCAUUUAUCCUAAUGAGUUGGAGCGUCAAGCCGAUCUCAGCUAUUUACACGACUGGGCUGAACCUGUCAAAUUGGUACAUGGUGUAAAAUAUAAAAAGAACUCUAUGCCAAAGGAAGAAACAUAUGCGACACUGAAGUUAAAUAUUAAACUUGUGCCCUGCAAAUGUGGCACCAAUGAUGGCGGUGAUGGUAUUAUGUUACGUCCACUAGCAGCGGCUCUGAAUCCACGUUAUCAGGCCGAGCUGCACACACUUACCGACCUAACAAAGAUUAUUGUUCGCAUCUAUGUGGUGCAAGGUGUACAAUUAAGGCCGCAUGACAAGAACAGCAAGUCGGAUGCUUACGUUAAAUUGCAAUUAGCUGGAAAGACUAUAGCGAAUCGGGCGCAUUAUGUGCCCAAUGAGAGUAAUCCGAUAUUUGGGAAGUGCUUUCAAAUGGAAGGAGUGCUGCCAAGAGAUAAUAUGCUGGAAAUCUCUGUUUUCGAUCGCAACAUGUUUGCUGAUGAUUAUAUCGGCUCCACUUUUAUUGAUUUGGAAGACCGUUGGCGUUCAAGGCAUCGCGCUGCUGUUGGCAUUUCUAAGGAAUAUUCGAAGAACGGAUAUAAUAAAUGGCGUAAUAUUGCCACACCAUUUGAGAUUCUGAACGAGCUUUGCUCCCAACAUGAUCUACCAGCACCACAGUUUCUUGGAAAGAGUAUUGAAGUAGGCGGUUUGAAGUUUCAAGAUGAAACGCGUAUUGCGCUAGACGAAGAAUUGCAAGAACGGCUAAGUCUAACGGCGCUUCAUCACUUCGAUCAGCUACCUUCCUUUGGUUACAAACUGGUGCCGGAGCAUGUAGAAACUCGAACUUUAUACAGACGUGAUUGCCCGGGUAUAGAACAGGGUAAAAUACAGUUAUGGGUUGAAAUGUAUGAAGGCAAUCUAAAUAUACCGGCACCUAUCGAUAUUACCCCACACCCACCGCAAUCGUACGAAUUACGCGUCGUAGUCAUUGGUUGCACCGACCUAACGUUGGAUGAGCGAAAUAUAUUUGGCAAAAAGAUGAGCGACAUUGUGGUGAAAGGCUGGUGCACCGACAGAGAGCAAAUGCAAGCCACUGAUAUCCAUUACCGCUCAUUCGAUGGAGAAGCAGCUUUUAAUUGGCGCAUGGUAUUUCCCCUCAAGUAUUCCUCCAAUGAGGAUAUGAUGGUAAUCAAAGUCAAAAGUAGCGUACUCAAUGAAUACGAAGUGAAACAUCCACCUGUUUUAUAUUUUCAAGUCUGGGACAAUGAUUUCAUCACGAGCAAUGAUUUUCUUGGCAUGCUCGAGAUUAAUUUGUCAAACUUUCAAGAGCCCUGCACGAAUCGUCGUUUCUGCACACUAACCAAUGAGUUUGCCGGCAUUAAGCUGCCCGAAACCCUAGCUCGCUUGCAAGGUAUCGCACAUCAGCGCCGCCCGACGGUGAAUUUGUUUGCCAAGAAACGCAUACGUGGCUGGUUUCCUUUGCACGGUAACAUCGAUCGUGCGUCCAAUGAAAAACGGCUCAAGGAACAGAUACGCACACAAACGGGUAAAAUCGAGCUAGAACUGGAAUUACUUACCGAGGCGGAAGCGGCUGCGAAUCCAGUUGGAGUAGGUCGGAAUCCUCCGAAUGCCUUAGCGAAACCAUCACGUCCCGAAACCUCCUUUAAUCCAUUUACCCAUCCACUUAAGUCAUUCCAUAAAAUCAUACAACCCUUUUUUAUCAAAUGUCUUAUUAUAAUUGGCGCUUGCGCUAUUGUCAUUCUGAUUAUUGUGCACUUCUUCUCCAACUUACCAUUCAAAUUUAUCGGAUUGCGUUGAAUUCAUUUCGAGUUAAAACUAUCUGAAAGGAAUAAU